ACCUCAGGGCAGUUGUCAUUUCCGGAGUAAGAUGGCUGCAGCGCGGGUGCUGAGGACCUGGAGCCGGACUGCCGGGCAGCUGAUUUGUUCCCGCUACUUUCAAACAUGUGGUAACAUUCAUGUUUUGAAGCCAAAAUAUGUGUGUUUCUUUGGUUAUCCUUCAUUCAAGUACAGUCAUCCACAUCAGUUGCUGAAAACAGCUGCUGCCCUACAGGGACAGAUUGUUCAAUUCAAACUCUCAGACAUUGGCGAAGGAAUUAGAGAAGUAACUGUUAAAGAAUGGUACGUAAAAGAAGGAGAUACAGUGUCUCAGUUUGAUAGCAUCUGUGAAGUUCAAAGUGAUAAAGCUUCUGUUACUAUCACUAGUCGUUAUGAUGGAGUCAUUAAAAAACUGUAUUAUAAUCUAGACGAUACUGCCUAUGUGGGAAAGCCAUUAGUAGACAUAGAAACAGAAGCUUUAAAAGAUUCAGAAGAAGAUGUUGUUGAAACUCCUGCUGUGUCCCAUGAUGAACACACACACCAAGAGAUAAAGGGCCAGAAAACACUGGCAACUCCUGCAGUUCGUCGCCUUGCAAUGGAAAACAAUGUUAAGCUGAGUGAAGUUGUUGGCUCAGGAAAAGAUGGCAGAAUACUUAAAGAAGAUAUUCUCAACUAUUUGGAAAAGCAAACAGGAGCUAUACUACCUCCUUCCCCAAAAGCUGAAAUUAUGUCACCUCCACCAAAACCAAAAGACAGAACUAUUCCUAUACCGAUAUCAAAACCUCCAGUAUUCACAGGCAAAGACAGAACAGAACCUGUAAAAGGCUUUCACAAAGCAAUGGUUAAGACCAUGUCUGCAGCCCUGAAGAUACCUCAUUUUGGGUAUUGUGAUGAGGUUGACCUUUCUGAACUGGUUAAGCUACGAGAAGAAUUAAAACCUAUUGCUUUUGCUCGUGGAAUUAAACUCUCCUUUAUGCCCUUCUUCUUAAAGGCUGCUUCCUUGGGAUUACUGCAGUUUCCUAUCCUUAAUGCUUCUGUGGAUGAAAACUGCCAGAACAUAACAUAUAAGGCUUCUCAUAACAUUGGGAUAGCAAUGGAUACAGAGCAGGGCUUGAUUGUACCUAAUGUGAAAAAUAUUCAGAUCCGCUCCAUAUUUGAGAUUGCCACUGAAUUGAACCGCCUUCAGAAAUUAGGCUCUGCAGGUCAGCUCAGCACCACCGACCUUACAGGAGGAACCUUUACUCUUUCCAACAUUGGAUCAAUUGGUGGUACCUAUGCCAAACCAGUGAUAUUGCCACCUGAAGUGGCAAUUGGGGCCCUGGGAGCAAUUCAGGCCCUUCCCCGAUUUAAUGAGAAAGGGGAAGUAUAUAAAGCCCAGAUAAUGAAUGUGAGCUGGUCAGCUGAUCACAGAAUUAUUGAUGGCGCUACAGUGGCACGCUUCUCCAAUUUAUGGAAGUCCUACUUAGGAAACCCAGCUUUUAUGCUACUAGAUCUGAAAUGAAGAUUGAUAAGACAUCCUUGAGCUUUCUGAGCUUUCAAAGAAAAUGUAGAGCCCAGCUGUGCCGCACAUGUUCCUCAGUGCAGUUUGUAUUGUAAAUGAUUUGUAAUGUACGAUUACGGUUCUGAGACACAAUAUGUAUCACAAUUCUGUUCAAGUUUUUACUGGAAAGGAAUAAUGGUAUAAUAGGUCUCCUGGGCUGUCACAUUUUAUAGGUUACAGUACGACUUCUUAAUAUGGGGUUGAAGUCUUUGCGUCAAUGGAUUGAAACUGGCAGGAACAACGAAAUGAAUAUUACCAAAAGACAGGAAGCCAUAUACAGUAUUUGCCCUGUUUUUUUGCUUUCUUUCUUUUUUUUUUUAAACUAACUCUUAGUGAAACUUUUCAAUUGUAUUUAGUUGGGAAAAGGAAUUUAUAUGCCAAGAUAUUUUCUAUUUCCCCACAAUAAUGCAAAUUCUUGUAUAAAAUAAGUGCAAUUAUGUUUACCUUUUAAGAUAUCUAGGAGUGUGUUGCUCUGUAGAGAUUAUCAUCUGUAAAUGUCUCAUUUGUAUAAAUUAAUAUCUUUUAAAAGGGAAAAUUAUAAGCUAAUCGUUAAAAAUGCUCAAUUAUAAUUUUAUAACCAGUAAGGCCAUUAAAAACAUUUGUUUAAAGUGGAAAUACUUUUAGAAUUUGGUAGUGUUUUAGUGUUUUAUCAGGAAAAACUUCACCUUUACAACCUUGCUUCAAUGGAAGGAAGGUACUUUAAAUGUAGCAGCCACUGACAUUGUCUUACAUUCAGAAGUCCAUUGCCUUUUAACAUUUUUUUUUUUUUUACUUUCUUAGUCUUCAUCUGAAAAACAAGAUAGAUUAAGAAGUUAGGGUCUAUUCCAUUCUCCAUAUCCUGAGAAGCAAUAUGAAUAAGGGAAGAGAGAAGACUAAUGGGUAAUUAUGGACAUUAAAAUAAUGUUUUGCACAGAAAUAAAGGUAUCCUCACGAUCAUUUUGUUAGAGGCCCAUUUAAAUCAGAAAUUCAGAUUGUUUCUAACAUUGUCUAAUUGAAUACUGUAUGUUCAAGUGAAGUUUUGUGACAGAAAAGGUUAUUUUAAUGUCUACUAGGUUUUUUCCAAAAUGGAAAAGAUGUAUAAGUCAGAAAAUAAUGGAUCUAAUGAAUGUUAUUCUUUUUAAAAUUCAGAUAAUAUGAAGAGUUGCAAAGAAAAUGAAAUCAACCAUAAUCCUACCACUAUUAACAUUUUGAUCAAGGUAUCUGUAUACAUAGCUUAUCUUUUUACGAAAAUGAGAUUGUGCUGUAUCUACAAUUUUACAAUUUGAUUUUUUUAAUUUAACAUUGAGUCAAUAAACAGUUCUACAUUAUGAUACUUU
Hippopotamus amphibius kiboko is the source of this 2835-nucleotide messenger RNA. It is a transcript of the gene DBT, whose product is annotated as dihydrolipoamide branched chain transacylase E2. Gene Ontology annotation, cellular component: cytoplasm; mitochondrion. Gene Ontology annotation, molecular function: lipoic acid binding; acetyltransferase activity. The coding region runs from base 32 to 1480 and encodes 482 amino acids. Lineage: Eukaryota; Metazoa; Chordata; Mammalia; Artiodactyla; Hippopotamidae. The transcript has 11 exons. The record is from RefSeq and is a predicted model, not a curated record.